Messenger RNA from Tachysurus fulvidraco (yellow catfish), 5230 nucleotides. RefSeq names its product pleckstrin homology domain containing, family A member 5 (gene plekha5). The transcript has 28 exons. NCBI's taxonomy places the organism in Eukaryota, Metazoa, Chordata, Actinopteri, Siluriformes, Bagridae. The record is from RefSeq and is a predicted model, not a curated record. Bases 512 to 4234 code for a protein of 1240 amino acids. Gene Ontology annotation, cellular component: cytosol. Gene Ontology annotation, molecular function: phosphatidylinositol-5-phosphate binding; protein binding; phosphatidylinositol-3-phosphate binding.
UUGUUGUUGUUGGUGUAUUUUAGCUUAACACAGACCGUUACCUCUCAUGUAACUCCUUUGUGUAGCCAUCCACCUUGGAGAAAUAUAUCAUUACAAUUUUAUUGUGACUCAUUGUGUUUACCCUGUGCUGAAACACAGAGUGUUUACUCCCAUGAAGACACCUCCCUAUCUGUAAGCUAUGAGGAAUCACUGAAGGGUUUGAUGAGUAUAAAAGUCAUGUAAAUUAUAUGCUGUGGCCUUCAAACUGGCCAGAUGUAAACCUUUUGAACAUGCUCUCAAUAAGAGUCACCAAAAUUCACCAACUAAUAUAUUUUGAAUGACCAUUGAUUAUAAGACAUCAACACCUUACCAACAUUGGCUCUAAACAAAUGGAUGUCACAAUGAGCGGAAAGUGACCUGCAAACAUCCGGUCUCUGGUGCACCAUCACAAGACAACUGCAUCUUUGUCGUCAACGAACAGCCAGCAACUAAAACACCAGCCAGUGAGAAGAAGGAAAGACCCACAAGCAUCAUGAGUGAGGCAUCUAACUACACAGGAGGCUCAGACUACAUGACACACCCAAGCAGUCCAACAACCAGACAAUCAAGGUCAUCUAAAAAAGUUCACAAUUUUGGCAAGCGGUCCCACUCCAUCAAGAGAAACCCAAACGCUCCAGUAGUCAAACGCAGCUGGCUUUAUAAACAGGACAGCACAGGAAUGAAGAUGUGGAAGAAGAGGUGGUUUGUGUUGUCUGACAUGUGCCUCUUCUACUAUAAAGAUGAAAAAGAAGAAGGGAUCCUCGGGAGCAUCCUUUUACCCAGCUUUCACAUCUCCCUGUUAUCUGUAGAUGACCACGUAAGCAAGAAAUAUGCCUUCAAGGCCACACACCCGAACAUGCGGACGUACUACUUUUGCACUGACACAGCCAAAGAAAUGGAGUCGUGGAUGAAAGUGAUGACCGACGCCGCGCUGGUCCACACCGAGCCCAUCAAAAGACUGGAAAACCUAAAGGCAGACCCAUGCAGCCCACUGGAGAUGAACAACAUGUUAAAUCACUGGGUUCUGACACAGCCGGAGAUCCAAAAUAAUGAGAGGAACCGUGAGAGUGUUCAGCUGGAGGACAAGAAGCAGAAACAUCUGGAGAAACAGCCCAGCAUCCACCGAGAGAAAGAAAGGUGUGGCGUUCAAAAAGACCCCCAGAAGUACCACAUUCAGAAACAAGGUGAAAAGUACGCUUUAGAGAAAGACGGACAAAAGUAUCCGCUUCAGAAGGGCGGGUGCAGGUACGUGCUGCAAAAAGACACAGAGACAUUUGGUAUACAGAAGGAUGGAGAGAAGUACGCCUCUACUCUGCAGAAGGAGGCUAAACGACAUGACCACCAGAGAGAUGAAGAAAUCAACCUGCUGCAGAAAGAAAUGCAAAGGUACAUGCAACACAAAGACGGCGACAAGCAUGCGCUUCCCAAGGACAGCGAGACACACGGCGUGCACAAAGACACUCACAAAUAUCUCCAGAAAGAUGGAGGACGACCCGCACAGAAGGAUGCAGAGAGGUCCAGGCUUCAGCGAGGAGAAGAAGAGAGGUACAGCUUGCAGAAGGAUGGGAACGUGGAGCAACCACUCGCCAAAGCCGACAGUGUUAAGCAGCAGCCCGUGCAGGCGGUCACCAUCACCCCAGCCGUGUCUUCCUCAUGGCAGCAGAGCAGACUAAGCUCGGCUCCGUAUAAAACCGCACAAGUUAACGGCUCCGGAGAAGAGCAGAGCCCCGAAGAAAUGAGUAACACCAUUCCACAAAGGACAACAGUACAGCCUCAGCAGCCGUUAGAGCCAGAGAGGAGCUUGAGCAGGUCUAAUUCCAUUCAGCUGGAGCAGUAUUUUAGGACACAUCGCACCAGGGUCCAAGACGAUGACACUAAGAGCAUCACUUCAUACCAGACUCUGCCCAGGAACAUGCCUAGCCAUCGGACACAGGUGGUGCCCCGCUAUCCUGAGGGCUACCGCACACUUCCGCGUAACAUGCUGCGGCCGGACAGUAUCUGUAGUGUGGCAGGUUCCAUGUACGAUUGUGCACUGCAGCCCAUGGCAGCAGAGAAGAGACGCUCUAUGAGAGAUGACACGUUGUGGCAGCUGUACGAGUGGCAGCAGAGGCAGGCCUACAGCCGGAUGGGCUACAGCACACUGCCCAGCCCAAAGACUCUGAGCCACAUUGCUGAGUCCAUCCCGUCAUCCCCCUCGCACGGCUCCUUAGCUUUGUACCAGUCCGUCUCCCCCAACCGGCCCUACAAUCCUAGCACGUGCUCUGAAGUUUCCUCACCCGUGUUCCGUGGUGAUGUCAGCAUUGACCGGCGCCACCGAGCACACCUGGCUAAGUAUGCAUACCCACCUGAAUGCAGGGUCCCAGCAGCUCAGAGCAUCACGGCACAGUCCCUGCAGGGUAAAACGCCAGAGGAGCUGACCCUGCUGCUGAUCAAGCUGCGACGGCAGCAGGCCGAGCUCAACAGCAUCCGAGAGCAGACUCUCGCUCAGCUAAUGCAGCUAAACCAUGACACCGCCAACCCGAAGAAUAAGGUGCUUUCUCAUCACCUGCAGAGGAAUCUCAUGUAUCUGGACAGCCAGAUGAAGCAGAAUGAGCCUAUAAUCUUCAUGAUUCACACUAUGAUUGAGAGCUCGGCACCGAGGCCUCAGCUAUACCAGCAAAUGAGUCCUGACGCGUACAAUGAUGCGGUUUAUGGCUACAGACCUGAAGAGCUUGAUGUUGAUGCAAAGUUAAGCAGAUUGUGUGAACAAGGCAAAGUGGUGCGGACACAAGAGGAGAAGCUUCAGCAGCUCCACAGAGAGAAGCACACCCUAGAAACAGCACUGUUAUCAGCCAGCCAAGAGCUGGAGAUGAGCGUGGAGAACCCAACCACCAUGCAGAGCCUCAUCCAGCAGAGGGACGUGCUGCAGAAUGGCCUCCUGAGCUCCUGUAGAGAACUAGUCCGAGUCAGCACUGAACUGGAAAGGAGCUGGAAGGAGUACGACAAACUGGAGAGCGAUGUGACUUUGGCUAAGAGGAACCUGCUGGAUCAGCUGGAGGCUCUCGGCAGCCCACAGACAGAACCCCCCAGUCAGCAGCAUGUGCAGAUUCAGAAGGAGCUGUGGAGGAUUCAGGACGUGAUGGAUGCACUGAACAAACACAAGCCAAAGAGAAGCGCUGAACCCAGCUUUCCUUUAUCGGGUCUCCAGAAAAAGGAGGAGUCUGAUUCGGUGCCCCCACGUCCUCCGCUCCCCCACCUUUAUGAGGGCAGAGGGCGCCUGUGUGUGCCCCACCUGCCCGGCCCCGGCCACCCUCAGCUCCACCCACCUCGCACAGGUCCUCACCAGCCUGAAGACCGCAAAGCUGCCCAACGCAAUGGCAGUCACAGCGGUCCAGACUACAGGCUGUAUAAGAGCGAGCCAGAGCUCACCACCGUGGCUGAAGUAGACGAGAGCAACGGAGAGGAGAAAUCCGAACAGGCUGCUGAGAAAGACUCGUCUACUACUAAAGUGCCCUAUCCUGUGGGAAUAGUGAGCCCCAGGACUAAGUCGCCUGUACCCGUGUCCUCCACCAUCGCUUCUUAUGUGACUUUGAGGAAGGCCAAGAAACCUGAACCCAAAAGAAGCCACGCUAACAGUGCCAUGGAGCAUGGGAGUGGUGGUGUGGAGGGAGUCCGGCAGCGCAUGAGCGUGGAGGAGCAAAUGGAGCGGAUUCGGAGGCACCAGCAGGGCGCGCUGCGAGAAAGGAGGAGAGAAGACAGCUCUCUUUCUCGCAGUCUUUCCUUCACCAAAGACACCUCCAAUUAUUACACCCUGCAGAUGAGCACAAAAAGAAGGGAGAUAUCAGUUGGAGACUCCAACCAGUUCAGAGCCUCUAUGUUUAAAGAAAACUGCAAAGCACUGAAGCAGCUACAAGGGAACGUGUCAGGGUCUGAGUUUGGAGAAAAGGUCUCUGAAGCCAGAACAAGCCCUGAGCACCACAGAGCCCUGGGCACCGAGGACAGUGUGCAGACUGCAGUGAUGGUACGAGUGGACACGGAGGAAAACGACGAUGACGAGACUCUCUCUGGACAAAGUCAAGAGCCGAUCAUCAAGGACUCGUACACUCGGACGUCCUCCAAACACAGCACCACGGUUUCAGUGAACAGCCUCUCGAGUUCACCUCAGUCUCCGAGCACCUCUCCUCUUCCCUCCUCCCCUCCUCACCUCCCCGAUGGCUCCCACUUCAUGUGUGUGUAGUGGAGGAAGAACAGUACAGAUGAAAUAGCUGAUGGAUUCUGCUCCCUACCAGCCAGCGAGGUCCAUAAAUACUGACACGUGAAGGAGGAGGUCCAGCAGGAGAACCAAAAAGCGCCGCUGUCGCCUUGCAGAGCAGCGAGAGGCAGUAACCAACAUCACACCGCAGUCGCAGCUCAAGCCAUCGCCCUGUCUCCCAACUGCCACAGAAGACUUAUACACACAGGUGUAGAGUUCUUAAUGUUCUUAUUUAUAAUGUUCACGGCUUAUCGUGUCGACUGGAGGAGGCGUUUUGUAUAACAUGGGUAAGGAGCAGUGCUGUAAGCAGGCGCCUCUGAUUUACACUUUUAUUAUUCAGAGCAGUCACGGUCUCUUCAGCGGGUGGGACGUGUGUUAAAGCCACACACACACACACACACACACACACACACAAUCUGCUUCUUUCUUUAUUUAAUAAACUUUGGCUUUUAGCGUUCAUCUCUUUUGCACUGUAUAAGACCUCACUGAUUCUCUUUCCUUUUUUUAACUAGUAACAUGUGGAUAUCAGCUGAUCUGUACAGAAGACGUCCGAUUCCAUUAAAGCACUGCUCUUAACACUACAGAUGAAAAGAUGUGAUUUUAGCUUUGUAAAGAACCUUUAGAUUGUCUGUGAUUUCCUGCAGCACCGUUCCCCUGAAAGAACAUUCAUGAACGUUCAUUUUAUAUUUCUAUGGCUGAAAUCUAUUUAACUAAAGUAUUAAAGAGAGUAUUAAUUAAAGAUUUGUUUUAGUGUGGUCUCUGUUCAUGUUGGGGUCCAGCUCUAGGGAACGUAUAGCACAUGUAAAGCUUAAAAUAAGCAAUAACCAGGGUUUCGGUGUUCACUUUAUUGUAGAAGAUGUAAAGAUCAUAUUGUAUAUAUUGUACACCAUACAAUAAAAUUCUAAAAAGCUUAUCUAAGGAGUCAAUAUGCAAAUCUCAUCUGUUUUAUAUCAUGUGAAAUAAAUGUUCUUAUAAAAGGUG